Messenger RNA from Prorocentrum cordatum, 2589 nucleotides. NCBI's taxonomy places the organism in Eukaryota, Dinophyceae, Prorocentrales, Prorocentraceae. The record is from the annotation of a GenBank genome assembly.
AUGGCUGGCAUCAAUCGCGUUGGCGAUCAGGCGAAGGACGCUCGCGCAGCGGCUCCGCGCCAGGAGCCCGCGGGUGCCCCUGCAGAUGCGGCAUCGGCGGACGGCGGCAAGCGCGCUGCGCCCUCGUCGCCGGCCCCAUUCGACGAGCCGCAGUGCAAGUGGCCGCAGCAGGCGAUGGGCGCCACCCUCGAGACCUUCGGGCAACACGUCGACCAGCGAAUCCAGGGGGUCGAGGACAAGGCUGACCAGGCGCUCCGGGACGCCGACGACCUCAGGACUGAGAUGAACUGGCAGAUGGCUGAAUUCAGGAAGAAGCAGGACGCCACAGAGAAGGCCUUGGCGGAGCUGACGAAGAAGCACGAUGAGACCGACAAGGCAAUGAAGGACCUCCGGCAGCGCGCCUCGCCCGCGCCCCCGACGAUGGCCAGCAGUUGCACGGAGCUCACCUUCAACGCGCCAGCCGGCUUGCAGGCAGCCAGGAGCUUAGUGCGGAACAUGCGCAAGACCUUCCACGACAACCGCUUGGCGUGGCUCGACGCGAAGAAGGAGCGCUCCGAGCUGCGGCCCGCCCAUCCUAUCGAUAGGUCUUUCGAGUUCAUCUCCGACCUCGAGGCCCAGCGCCAACAGCCCAUGCAGGUUGAGAGGGGCCUCGCCCACAAAGUGGUUAAGAUCGGUACCGAUCGCUGCUGCUUCCCGUUGGACGGCAUGCUUCACUUCACGCAUUGGGCGAAGCAGCACUUCAGCCAGGAGGAGCUGGACAUGGUUAAGUCCUUCGCGGAGGCGCCCCCGCCGAAGGUGUCUGCGCAGCUGCUUUCGCAGCCCUGCGCGGAACACGAGGGCGACCACCACAUGCUGUUCCGCUCGUGGGACAAUGACACCUCCAUCAUGCUCCUUGGCAUGAUAUCGUUUGUCAUGGUUCUCUUUUACCUGACGAACUGGCCGGACGACGACAUCCGCUUCUAUUCCUGGCAGAUCACUAGCAUCACCAUCUCCAUCUUUUGCGCGGUGCUGACCUUCAAUGGGUUCAAUCAGCUCAUACGCGCAGCCUUUGAAGAGCCUGAAGACAUCCAGUCAACUAAAAACGCGAUGAUCAUGUGCAUAUUGCAUUUUAUCCAUUGUUUUAUGUACCUCGCUCUGAUGCACCUCGGCACCGGUUUCGAGUCUGGGCUGAUUGGUUCGGUACAAGACGAGGACGCAUUAGUGUCAGAGGCAGGAUGGGUGUAUGCUGAUGCUCUCCAGUGCACCAACGACGAGCUAGUGCCAGCGGCGGAUCUUUGCAACAUCCGAGCUGUUUCGAGAGGUGAUGACGAUGCCAUGAGAAGUGUGAUCCUGAUACCCGCGGGCGAGACGCAAAAGAUGGAGGUCCCUGUUCAGAAGAAGCAGCACAGGCUGAUCAGGCGCAAACGAAGGACGAAAGCUCUAGCGAUGCUGCUCGCGCACAUGGCGGGGUUCGCCGCGAUCUUCUCUGGAACUAGCCUCCAGCGAGUGUUCCACGAACUCAACACGGGAUAUUCGGAGAUCGUUUGUUGGAUUCCGCUCAUAAUUAACCAGUUCGUGAUCCAGCUGGCAUUCAAGGUCUCAGAGUGCGUGAGACAUAACACCGUAAAGUCACGCCAUGCCAAAAACGAGCAGAAGACGUGGACCGACCAAGACCAGAAGAAGAGGGCGGAGGAGGGCCUAGAAUUGAUAGAGGAGAUGAUGACGGAGGAGAUCGUAGAGAGCGAGAACGACGUCUCGAGUCUGUCCAUGUCGUACCUCUUCGUGAACGUGAUACGCUUGCUGCUGACCUCGGAGUUGCCAGACGUGACGGGCGAGGAGCCUGAGGGAUGGAAGCCGAACUUGUUCCGCCACGCCGUGGCUCUCUACGGGAUCGGUUUGGUCCUGGUCCUCCUGGCUUGCGUGCAGGCCAUCGCCAUGCAGAAGUUCAAUAAGCAGAUCAAGGAUAAGUCCACCCGCCGCAUCUUGAAUACCAUCCUUAACGCCACGGCGAUGUGCUUCGCUUGGUGUGUGCUCUGGGCGACGCACUGGACGGUAGAGUGGUGGUGCGACCUCACGCACUGGCACCCAGCCAGGAUGCGCCAGAAGGUUGUCAUAGCCUUCGUGCUGACCGCCUUUGCCGCCGGCAUGGUGUUCGCAGUGGACGUGAUCGACGACAAACUCGAGGAGGCGGUGAUGGCGAGCGAGACGGCGGGCGGCGGCAGCCAGGAGAACAAGAAGGAGGUGGAUGCUGAGUCCAGGGAGCUGCUGAGCCAGCCCAAGCAGGAAGAGUCGCAGAGCGCACACCAGCUGGCCCGCGAGAUGAUCAGGAUCGUCGUCACGUCCCUCGGCAUCCUGGUGGGCUUCUCCUGGGAGCACUGCUUCGACGGCGGCGUCGAGUCCGUGUCCGAAAAGGCGCAACCCAUGUUUAAGGUGUGGUUCCAGCUCGUGCUGGGGAUCCUGGUGUGCAUUCUCGUCUUGCCAGCGUGGCGGAAGCACAUUCUGCAGAAGGUGAUGCUAAUGCAGGAGAUGCGGGACGCCGAGGAGGCCAACAGCGCCCCGAAGCAUGCGUCCAGCAGGGUUUCGAACGAUGGCAGCGAGUUGUCGACCUGA